Coniosporium apollinis CBS 100218 is the source of this 903-nucleotide messenger RNA. RefSeq lists its product as uncharacterized. Gene Ontology annotation, biological process: translation. NCBI's taxonomy places the organism in Eukaryota, Fungi, Ascomycota, Dothideomycetes. Bases 1 to 903 code for a protein of 300 amino acids. Gene Ontology annotation, cellular component: mitochondrion; ribosome. Gene Ontology annotation, molecular function: structural constituent of ribosome. The record is from RefSeq and is a predicted model, not a curated record. The transcript is spliced from 2 exons.
AUGGCAUCCGUCACGUCUCGGACGCUGAACGGCGUGGUCGUGUCCGCGGGGAAGAUGCAAAAGACGGUCAAAGUGCGCAUCGCGGCGCAGGAAUGGAACAAGCACAUCCGCAAGCACCUCCCAGCCCCCUACACGGUGCUAGUGUCCGACCCCUCGUCCUCCGUCCGCGAAGGCGACAUCAUCGCCCUCGCCUCAGGCUGGCGCGCCUCCAAAACAGUCCGACACGUCGUAACCUCCAUCAUCGCGCCCUUCGGGCCUCCGCUCUCGGCCCGGCCCGCCUUGCCCACCGAGGCCGAGCGCAUGGCCGCGCGCACCGCGAAGCGCGUCGAGAAGGAUGUGCGGCAGGCUGCUAGGGGCAGGCUGGCCGUGCUCGCGCGGAUCGCGGAGGCGAGGCGGGGGUUAGGGAAGGGGAGUGGCGGCGUGGGAAGGGGGGCCGAAGGGGCGGUGGGUGAGAUUGGGGAGAAGGGAGACGGGGCGGUGGAAGAGGGAAGGGUGAAGAGGGAUCGGCGGAGGGAGAGGGUCGCGGCUGCGGCGGAGGUGCUGGGCCUUGAGUUCGAGGAGGCGAUGGUGGAGCCGGAGACGGCGAAGACGCUGCUGAGUAGGGCGGCGGCGCAGAUUUGGUGGAAGGCGCGCAUGGAGAAGCAGUUUGCGACACGGGAGAAGGGGAGCGUGAGAGCUGCGUUCGAGGGGGCGGUCCAGCUGGAGAGCGUGGAGGAGGUGGAGCUUGGGGAGGUGCCGGAGGGUGGGCUGCCUGAUGGUGGGCAUCCUAUCGGGAACAGUGGGGAUAGGGCGAGGAAGAACGCGAACAAGGCUGUGAGGAUGGAGGAGAAGGCGGUGGAGAACGAGAGGCAGGCUGAGGAGGUGGAGGAGCGGUUGGGGAAAGAGCCUGAGAAGAGGUCGUAG